GAUCAGUUCAUCAUGAUCACAAUCACUCGAUCUUACAGGUCAGAUCUCAAAAGGCAGAUCCAAGCCCGUUCCCGUGGACUUUAUAUGAAAUCGGUGCUUUUUGUCGUACAUGUACGCGACACUGGCUCGUUUCAUUCAAUUUUGUAAAUGCAAAUACGAGGUACAUAAGUAAUUAUUUCCAGAGCACAUCCUUAUAAAUAUAUUUAUAAUUGUAAAAACUAAGAAUUCAUACAGAUUCUUCUUUCAUUUCCUUUUCGUCCUUGUCCCGUUCUUUUUUGUGCAAAGAUACAUAAGUUUUUCUUUUGUACAUAGAUAAGACACCUCGAUUCCUCAAUCACCUCCAUCCCCCCACAAACCACAAGAAAAAUGGCGAAGUACAGCAAGGACGCGCUGCUGGCCUUGUUUGAGGAAUUGAAGCUGGCCUCAACGAAAACCAUCGGUCACAUCGCCUGCCCAACAUGCGAGAUUCACACGGAAGCGAUGACCGGCACUGCCUUCGAUCCGAAGACUACGGGCUUUAUUCAGGCGAAGAACCUCUUCUUUAAAGUCCCGAGUAAAGGAGGAGCCCUCAAGGACCGCAUGUUCCUCAUCUGUGCCAGUGUUGCGACAGAAGUAGACAACAAAAAGUUGUCCACGCGACUGGGAGUCAAGGCCAGCGCGCCGCUGCGUCUGGCAAGUAGCGAACUUUUCGAUCAGGUGAGGACUUGUAGAUAUUGUACUUGUGUUUCCGUACCCGCUUGAAAUUUCGUCUACGAGUGCGGAUCUCAUACUCACAGACAGGUCAUUUUGUUUGUUUUUGGUGCUACCACACUCCAACUUGCUUCUAGUCAUUGAUCAGAAAGAAAAAGAAGCUGAAUUUCAUCAUCAUUAGUUGUACUUUUUCAUCUUACAACAUCGAUUUACAGGUGCUUGCGAUUCCGCAGGGUAGUGUGAAUCCCUUCGUUAUGAUCAACGAGUCAGCGAAAGAUGUGACACUGCUGUUGGAUGCAAAGUUUAAGGGGAAUACAAUGCUCUUCCAUCCAAUGCAGAACGAUUUCACGACGAGCAUCUCUUCCCAAGAUCUUGACGCUUUCAUGAAGAAGGCGGGUGCAGAGGCAAGGUAUUGUCGUUAGAUAUAGAUACUUUUGACUUCUUCUGAACUACAACUACUACAGAAAUCUUCGCGCUAGUCAAAAUGGAGUCGAGUAGUUUGGCUUUCCUUCAAAUUUCAGAUCGGAUUCCGACUUGUAUCGAUUUCUUUGUUCAAAUACUAGGUACCAGUACGUCGAUUUCAGUGUUGAUACUGCUAUCUCUUUGGAUGCCGCAGCUGCGGAUACCGCCGCCCCGGCAAAGAAAGAGGCUCCAGCAAAGAAAGAGCCAGAGACGAACGGCCAUGUCAAGGCCCCUAAGAAGGAACAAACCAUGUUUGCGAGCGAUCACUUGUUCACUCGCAAGCCAGCUGGACAGACCAUGUUUGCAUCCGCUUUCGAAAAAUACGCUCAGGUUGCCGUUCGCGUCUGAUGUUUUCCUAGAAGAAAUGUAUGGCUCUGGUACUGGUCGGCACAAAUGAAAAUGAUCCCACUCUACCGAUCACACUUGAUGAGAGCCGGUAUAUCAAAUAAUGGUUUCAUCUCGGGAUCAUCUGGAGGACCUCUGUUGAGAACAUUGGGUAGAAGUGGAACCCUUUGAUUUUCCUAUUUCCGACGUUUUGUGACUUCUCUUGGCCAACAACACGGUUCCGUUCCUCGGGCACUCACCUCAAAGACAUGAUAGGUGUUCCCUUGGUGGCAUUACACGCAUAACAAUAACGGAUCAUGACGCAAGAUAACAUGAACAACCACAACGCACAAGAUCAAAUGUUUGGAUUCUGAGUCGCCGACGCCGCAAAGCAUCAACCCAAC
Molecule: messenger RNA, 1880 nt
Organism: Amoebophrya sp. A25
Lineage: Eukaryota; Dinophyceae; Syndiniales; Amoebophryaceae
Source: the annotation of a GenBank genome assembly